Glossina fuscipes is the source of this 1466-nucleotide messenger RNA. RefSeq names its product DCN1-like protein (gene SCCRO). The record is from RefSeq and is a predicted model, not a curated record. Gene Ontology annotation, cellular component: ubiquitin ligase complex. Lineage: Eukaryota; Metazoa; Arthropoda; Insecta; Diptera; Glossinidae. Gene Ontology annotation, molecular function: ubiquitin conjugating enzyme binding; cullin family protein binding; ubiquitin-like protein binding. Gene Ontology annotation, biological process: positive regulation of ubiquitin-protein transferase activity; protein neddylation. The transcript is spliced from 3 exons. The coding region runs from base 192 to 1091 and encodes 299 amino acids.
AUUUACUAACGUAGUUAAGUGAGAGGGAGAGUGUGGCCAGUGAGAAAAUUAUUUUUAGGGGAAAAAACAAUUUUGAUUUUUUUAUUUAAAAUAAAAAAGGAAAACGGAAAAUAACAAAAAUUAUUAUAAAAAUAACAAAAUCAGGACUUUUUAUUUGAGUUGAUAAUUUGAGAGUGCAGCCAAAACUGAAAAUGAAUAAACUGAAGUCCACACAAAAAGACAAGGUAAAAAAAUUCAUCUCCCUAACACAAACUGGUGAGCAAACAGCCAUAUACUGUUUGCAGCAGAACGACUGGAAAUUGGAUUUGGCAGGAGAUAAUUAUUUUCAAAAUCCUGAAUAUUACUAUCGGGAGUUAGAUCGUAAGCGCAUUGAACAACUGUUUAUGCGUUAUCGGGAUCCAAGCGAUAUACAAAAAAUCAACUCAGAGGGUGUUAUACGGUUUCUUGAUGAUCUUGAACUAACUCCGGAUUCAAAAUUAGUACUAAUAAUAGCCUGGAAGUUCCAUGCCGAAGUGCAAUGUGAAUUUACCCGCGAAGAAUUUGUGAAUGGUCUAUUUGAGCUUGGUGUAGACAGCAUUGAAAAAUUGAAAACAAAAUUACCGCUACUAGAAAUGGAAUUAACUGAUUUGGGAAAAUUCAAAGAUUUCUAUCAAUUCGCUUUCAAUUAUGCUAAGGAUCCCGGUCAAAAGGGCAUUGAUCUUGACAUGGCCAUAGCUUAUUGGCAGAUUGUAUUAAGUGAUCGUUUUAAAUUUUUAGAUCUGUGGUGUAAAUUUUUAAAGGAAAAACAUAAACGCUCCAUACCCAAAGAUACUUGGAAUUUAUUAUUGGAUUUUGCUACCCAUAUUGAUGAUAAUAUGACCAAUUAUGACUCGGAAGGCGCUUGGCCAGUGCUGAUCGAUGAUUUUGUUGAAUGGUGCCAAGAAAAUCGUCAAAUGCUGCAAUCUGAAAAUUGCCUGCAGACUAAUAAUUUGACACUUUCACCUUCGCAGACACUACAACAACAGCAAUCAGCCCAACAACAACAGCAACAGAAGAACAUAUCGAAUAGCUUUCAAUCAUCAGCUCACAGUACAAAUAUGAAUUAUGGCUAACGACGUUUAUUUAAACUGUAUUAAGUUCUUUUUCUACACAUAUAUAAAUAAUACUUUUAUUCUCUGCGCAACUAAGUAACAUUAAUAAUGAAAGCGGAAACAAUUACAAAUAAUAUAAAAACGAGGAGAGUGAAACCAUAUACACAUAAAUAAAUAUAUAAAAAUAUUAUUAGUAAUAAAUGUAAUAAUUUGUGAGAAGCAACUUGCUAAGAACCAAAAGCAUGCAUCAGAUUUAGUGCAUUCAUAAAAUCCCUUUUGAAUGUAUAAAACAACGUUAUAUGCGCAUCAUUAUUAUCUUUGGAUAUGUGUAACAAAAAUGACAAAAAAUUAUUUCAGUUUAAUAUUUUUACAACUACUUACUUUUCAUGCAACGUU